Dacryopinax primogenitus is the source of this 1351-nucleotide messenger RNA. RefSeq names its product MFS general substrate transporter. Gene Ontology annotation, cellular component: fungal-type vacuole membrane. Gene Ontology annotation, biological process: transmembrane transport. The record is from RefSeq and is a predicted model, not a curated record. Lineage: Eukaryota; Fungi; Basidiomycota; Dacrymycetes; Dacrymycetales; Dacrymycetaceae. Bases 81 to 1265 code for a protein of 394 amino acids. Gene Ontology annotation, molecular function: transmembrane transporter activity. The transcript is spliced from 11 exons.
AGAAAAAGGAAGCUGCAACAGAAGCUGCUGCUCCACCGGCCGCUGCUCAUGCUCGAAAGGAUGGAGGAUGGGAUGCGUGGAUGACUGUCGCGGGUUCAUGGUUCAUCUCAUCCAUAUGCUUUGGAUAUGUCAACGCUUUUGGGGUCUAUCAAACGUACUACGUCGAAACAUUGCUACCCUCAUAUUCGGCUUCUUCGAUUGCAUGGAUCGGUUCAUUACAAACAUACUUCCUAUUCGCCAUGGGAUUGGUUACUGGACCGCUUUUCGAUCAUGGGUAUUUCUGGCAUAUGAUGAUUGUGGGGAGUGUGCUGUAUGUCGGGACGCUUUUCGCGCAAGCACAAGUGCAGAAGGACUCGUAUUAUCAGGUCUUCCUCAGUCAGGCCGUAGGACAAGGGAUUGCCAUGGGAAUCAUCUUCCUUCCCUCAAUGGCGGUGAUUGGCCAUCAUUUCCAGAAGCGCCGUGCCUUGGCCAUGGGUUUGACCGUGACCGGUUCCUCAGUAGGAGGCAUAAUCUUCCCAAUUCUUGUCAACAAUGUUUUCAACGACCGCGGCUAUGUCUGGGGUGUCCGGGCAGUGGGAUUCUUUGUCCUCGGCGCAUGUGUGCUGGGUAACCUGCUGAUGCGGCCGCGCUAUCCCCCGCGUCACACCAAGCCGCCGACACCGAGUAUUUUCAAGCUGCUCCGUGAUCCUCCCUAUGUGGUCUCGAUUGGUGGUCUGUUCUUGACUGCGCUUGGACUGUUCUUUGUUAUCUUCUACAUCCAGUUAUAUACACUGACCCAGGGCAUCUCCGAAAACCUCUCUUUCUACACUCUCGCAAUCCUUAACGCAGCCUCGGUCGUUGGCCGAACCCUGCCAAAUAUUUUGGCAGACAGAUUCGGGAUCCUGCAAGUAAUGAUACCGACUGUUUUCCUAAGUGGUGCAAUCGUAUUUGCAAUGUUUGGGGUGAAGAGCGUUGGUGCGGUGGUUAUCUUCUGUAUAAUGUACGGUUUUUCCUCUGGAGCAGUCGUCAGCCUCCUCGCUCCCCUGAUGGCCGCCUUGUCAGAUCACUUCUGGGAGAUGGGAAUGCGCAUGGGCUUCGCAUUCUCGUUGAUCGGCAUUGCGGCUCUGAUCGGCACUCCGAUCGACGGUGCCCUCAUAGGCAACGGACCGGUGUUUGACUGGUGGAAGGCAGAAAUAUUCAGUGGGAUUGUCAUGCUCGCUGGGUGUGCCUUGCUUGUAGUUGCAGGAUACUUGCUGGCCAAGAAGAGAGGGCUGCACUUUCCUUGAAGGAAUCGUUGACCAUAGACAUGGUUAAAUGUCCACUGUGUAAACGGAUAGGGAUACUGUACGGCAUCGAAUAAUGCACUUGUUUC